Oppia nitens is the source of this 958-nucleotide messenger RNA. Its product is annotated as N66 matrix protein-like. The transcript is spliced from 2 exons. Bases 116 to 901 code for a protein of 261 amino acids. The record is from RefSeq and is a predicted model, not a curated record. NCBI's taxonomy places the organism in Eukaryota, Metazoa, Arthropoda, Arachnida, Sarcoptiformes, Oppiidae.
AACUAACUAUACAUUAGUUAGAUUUUAGUUUCAGCUAAAUCAAGUUAUCUAUAUUUAUAAUUAUUAUUAUUUAUAAUUUUAAAAUUAUUAAAUAUUUAAUAAUUUCUAUAGAAUUAUGACUAAACUAAACAUUAUAUGUCUAACAACUAUACUAACAUUGUUUGUAAUAACAACAACAAUCAAUGCGGACGCCAAUGACAAUCAGGAGGAGCUAGAGUUGGCCAAAAAAUUUAAACAAGUAAUCAAAUUGUUGGCUCAUGUACUAAACGAUGAUCAACAACAACAACAACAACCACAACAACAACCUCAAGCUGGAAGUGGUCGAGGAGUUGUCCAAAAAGAUAAAAAACUAAAAAAUGUUUUUGCCGGUGCGGCUGGGGGAGGUAUGAUUGGCGCACGUAUUGGCCAACAAGUGGGAAAUGAUUUCGGCAGAAGUGUUGGCAACUUUCUAGGACCGGAAGUAGGAAAUUUGAUCAGCGGAGUUACUGGCGCUAUUACCACUACGGGUGGCGCUCUUAUAGGCAGUGGUAUUGGUGGCCUAGGCGGUGCAGCUAAUAUGGGUGCUAACUUGCUUGGUGGUUUUGGUGGUUUUGGCGGUUUAGGUGGUGGUGGUGGUGGUGGMAAUGGAAACAAUGGUAACAACAAUUGGAAUGGUAAUGGUCAAAAUAACAAUGGAAAUAAUUGGAAUAAUAAUGGCGGCAAUAACAAUGGUCAAAAUAACAAUGGUCAAAAUAACAAUGGCCAGAAUAACAAUGGCAACAAUUGGAAUGGUAAUGGCCAGAAUAACAAUGGUCAAAAUAAUAAUGGCAAUAAUUGGAAUAAUAAUGGCCCUAAUAACAAUGGCCCCAACAACAACAAUGGCCAGAAUAACAAUGGCGGCAAUUCAAAUUUCAAUGGCUAAAAACUAAAUUUUCAUAUAUAUUUUUAUAAUUUAAAAAGAUAACAUAAAUAAAUAUAA